Messenger RNA from Tripterygium wilfordii, 1679 nucleotides. RefSeq names its product la-related protein 6A. Gene Ontology annotation, biological process: RNA processing. The transcript is spliced from 11 exons. Gene Ontology annotation, cellular component: nucleus. Bases 92 to 1240 code for a protein of 382 amino acids. The record is from RefSeq and is a predicted model, not a curated record. NCBI's taxonomy places the organism in Eukaryota, Viridiplantae, Streptophyta, Magnoliopsida, Celastrales, Celastraceae. Gene Ontology annotation, molecular function: mRNA binding.
ACUAGAGAGCAGGAGAGGAAUGGGCGGGAGGGUUUUUCCUGUUCUCUGUAUUUCUUUGUGAAAACACUUUAUUCCCACCUCUCCUCUCCUAAUGGAGGGUCAAGCUGGACCGGUCGCCGCCGCCGAUGUCGCGGUCUCUUCGUCUCCGCCGCCGCAUGAUCUUGACUCCACAACCGUUGAAUCGUCGAAUAUGGAUGUCGCGGAUGUUCAUCCUCCGCCGUAUGAUGACGAUCAGGAGCAUGGUCAUGAUAAUGAUCAUGGUGGCGAUGGAGACCAGUCUACUGCGACUGGUGAUCCAACCGAUGAUCUCAAGCGUAAGAUUAUCAAGCAGGUGGAAUAUUAUUUUAGUGACGAGAAUUUGCCAACUGACAAAUACCUAUUGAGUUUGAUUAAGAAGAAUAAAGAAGGUUUUGUUCCAAUCUCAGUUAUAGCUUCAUUCCGGAAAAUGAAAAAGCUCUCUCGAGAUUAUCUAUUGAUUACUGCUGCACUCAGGGAGUCUUCCCUCCUUGUUGUAAGUUCAGAUGCGAAGAAGGUGAAACGCAUUCAUCCUCUUCCCUUUAAUGAGGCCAGGGAUCCUAAGUUUUGCACUGUCUUGGUAGAGAAUCUCCCAGAGGAUCAUUCCGUGGAAAACAUUCGGAGAAUUUUUUGUGCAGUGGGAAAUAUAAAGAAUAUAAGCAUUCGUGACUCAAAUGUUUCAGAAGACCAAAAAAAGAUGGUUAGUCACAAGCUACAUGCACUCGUGGAGUAUGAAGCCUUAGAGGCUGCCGAGAAAGCUGUGACUACUCUGAAUAAUAAGGAUGACUGGAGGAACGGUAUGCGGGUCAAGCUUUACAAGAUGGUGGGAAAAAAUGCCCAUAGAAGACAAGCUUGGAAGGAAUCUGACUCUGAGAAAAAUGGCACUGCUCAUGCUACUAAACAAACAGUAGAUGAGGAGACUCGGAACUUGAGUGAGCAUCACGAUGAUUCACCUGAUGAAGAGGGAAAGGUUAUCUGCAGCUACAUCAUUUCUAUUUCAUUUCAGGAUGGGGAACAAUUACCCAAGGAGAAAAAUGGACAGAAAGGUCGAUAUCAAGGACGAUCUAGGAGGAACAAAUAUCAUGUCACCAAUGGGGCAGGCCAUGGAACUACACAUUCCAGUCAUGUUGAAGCCUCAAAGCGACCUCCUGGCCCAAGAAUGCCUGAUGGAACCAGGGGAUUCCCGUUGGGGAGGGGCCGACCAAUUGUAUCAAAUGAAAGUUAGCAGCAAUGCAGUACUCGUUUUUUUUACUUUCACUAAUGUGGGAGUUAAAAAGUGGUUACCGUAUUUAUGCCUGCUACUGAAUCAUCAGAAGGUGGUUUUAUUUAUAUUUUGAGAUGCUGUUGGUUUGCAUUGCUCCAGUCCAGUCCAGUGUUCAAUGUGCAAGUGCAACAGGGCUCGUGGUCUUGGUUUGCAUGUUACUUGCUAAUUUGGAAAGUGCGUCAUAUACCAAACUUCAGUUUGUAUGGUUCUCGAAUGUCAUAAAGGUCCUGGAGGGUUUAAGUUUCUUUUAGUUGUUUGUUUUCCCUCCCUGUGUAUCGGAAUCCUUUUAACCGAUCGAAUUGUUGGGUCUGUUAUCCUUCUUUGUAAAAUGGGGGUAAUGUGAAACGAAACCUCCCUUGGCCUUCUGCGUGAGAUGAUAAGAUUAAGUGCGUCAACAUAA